This is a messenger RNA of Pyrenophora tritici-repentis Pt-1C-BFP, 2040 nucleotides long. Its product is annotated as SrmB, Superfamily II DNA and RNA helicase. Gene Ontology annotation, molecular function: ATP binding; nucleic acid binding. Gene Ontology annotation, cellular component: mitochondrion. NCBI's taxonomy places the organism in Eukaryota, Fungi, Ascomycota, Dothideomycetes, Pleosporales, Pleosporaceae. The record is from RefSeq and is a predicted model, not a curated record.
AUGUUUGGUGCAGUGAGAAGAUACCCGGCCACCCUCUCGAGGAGUCUGGCUGGAAUCUCGUCUAGAGCCCUUCGCACACCCUUCACUCAGACUCUUGGUGUUCUACGGAUACCAUUGCAGACGUCCCGUCUCGCAAAUGCCUCGUUUGCUGGCUUCCACAACAGCGCAAAGUGGCAAGAUGCCGCGGCCGCAGCAGAGGCAGCCCAGAGCAUCAGUGAGGACGGCCCGGCCACAAAGUUCGCAGAAUUGGCCACACGCGGACUCGUGCACCCCAAUCUCAUCAACACGAUUACGAAGCAGAUGAAGUUGACGACCAUGACGGAUGUGCAAACCCGAACAAUCAACGAGGCUUUGAGCGGCGUCGAUGUCAUUGCCCAGGCAAAGACUGGUACCGGUAAAACACUGGGUUUCCUCAUUCCCGUUAUUCAACGCAUCAUCCAAGCCGACCCAAGUCUCGCCGACAAGCCUAGAGGAUACAAGCGCGCCAAAGCCGACGACAUUAGGGCCAUUGUCAUGUCACCGACACGUGAAUUGGCAGAGCAAAUUGCCGUUGAGGCUAAGAAGGUCACCUCUGGCACUGGCAUCAUCGUGCAAUGCGCAGUUGGUGGAACACGCAAGCGAGAGAUGCUUGUGAAGACACAACGUGAAGGUUGCCAUCUCAUGAUUGCAACACCCGGCCGACUGUACGAUAUUCUUUCCGACCCAUACUCUGGUAUCAAGGCACCAAGGCUCAAUGCCUUUGUCUUGGACGAAGCCGAUCGUCUGCUCGACGAUGGUUUCACCAAGGAGAUUGACGAAAUCAAGAAGAUUCUCCCCGACCCAGAAGAGGUCGAACGCCAAAAUCUCAUGUUCUCGGCUACUAUUCCCCGCAACGUUGUCGAUCUAGUCCGUCGUACCAUGCGCCCUGGUUUCCACUUCGCCAAGUGCGUCGAUGAGAACGAGGAGCCAACACACGAGCGUAUUCCCCAGAAGAUAGUUAUGCUUGCCGGUUUCGAGAACAUCAUCCCCACCCUGUACGAGCUCGUGUGCAAAGAACAAGCAGAGGCUCAGAGAGGUGGAUCGCGUCCCUUCAAGGCCAUUGUCUACUUCAACAGCACUGCUGAAGUCACAUUGGCUGCAUCCGUCUUCUACAAACUCAACGGUGGCCUCAAACGCGGCAACUCACCUCUCGGUGGACUCCGCAACUUUGAAAUCCACGCCAAGCUCAGCCAAGCACAGCGUACUAGAGCUGCAGAUGAUUUCCGCACAGCCAAAAGUGGUGUACUCUUCUCUUCUGAUGUAACUGCUCGUGGUAUGGAUUUCCCAGAGGUCACGCACGUCAUCCAGAUUGGUCUUCCACGCGAUCGUGACUCGUACAUCCAUCGUCUUGGUCGUACUGGUCGUGCUGGAAAAGAGGGUGAGGGAUGGCUGUUCCUCACUCCGUUUGAGAAGCAAGAAGUGCGCCGCCGUCUCAGAGACUUGCCUCUCACCGACUCUACAAAGGAACUAAACAUCGCCGCUCUUGACAUGAGCCAAGAGUCCGAGAUCCCGGAGGACAUCAAUCAGAUCCUCCAGCAGUGCGUGGAAGCACACAAGAAGGUCUACCCAGACCAACUUGAUGCUGCCUUCCGUGGCUUGUUUGGAAGCUACCAGUGGUAUGGCGACAAGCACGGCUUGGUCGAGGGUGCAAACCGCCUAGCAGAAUUCGGCUGGGGUAUGGAAACACCACCACCGCCUCCUGCUGCCGUGUUCAGCGGUGGUAGACGAGGUGGAGGCGGAGGCCGCAGUGGUGGCUAUGGAGGAAACCGUGAUGGAGGUCGCGGUGGCUUUGGAGACCGUGGUGGUGACCGAAGGGGAGGCGGCGGCUUCGGUGGUGACCGUGGCGGUGAUCGACGAGGUGGAGGUGGAGGUGGCUACAGUCGUGGCUUCGGUGGUGGACGGGGUCAUGGUGGCCACGACACAGGCCCAAGCCGCGGCUUUGGCGGCGACAGGAGAGGUGGAAGCGGAGGCGGAGGUUUCGGCGGUGACCGACAGAGACGCGAGCCUCGCAUGGCGUUCUAA